Messenger RNA from Lepidothrix coronata (blue-crowned manakin), 2174 nucleotides. Its product is annotated as chromosome alignment-maintaining phosphoprotein 1-like. Lineage: Eukaryota; Metazoa; Chordata; Aves; Passeriformes; Pipridae. The transcript has 6 exons. The record is from RefSeq and is a predicted model, not a curated record. The annotation marks the transcript as partial.
CCCUUUGCGGCCCCAAAUUCCAAGGAAAUCCAACCCUUCCCUUCCCUUUCCCGCUUCUCCUCCCGGAGUCGCCUUUUCCCGAAACUCCUCCAUCCCUUGGGAGUGAGGAGGGAGGAUUUGGGGGAUCCUGAGGCUUUCGGGGUUGGGUUUGGGCUGCAAUUGGAGCUUUUCUGUCCCUCCAGGUUCAACCCGGGGAGCCCCAAAAACCUGGAGGGAGCUCGGCAGGGCUGGAGCCCCGAACCCCAAAACCCGGAGAGUCGGAGCCCUGAACCCCAAAACUCAGAGAGCCAGAGCCCUAAGAUCUGGAGAGCUGGAGCCCCAAACCCCAAAACCCGGAGAGUCGGAGCCCUGAACCCCAAAACCUGGAGAGUCGGAGCCCCGAACCCCAAAACUCGGAGAGCCAGAGCCCUGAACCCCAAAACCCGGAGAGUCGGAGCCCUGAACCCCAAAACCCGGAGAGUCGGAGACCUGAACCCCAAAACUCGGAGAGCCAGAGCCCUAAGACCUGGAGAGCUGGAGCCCCGAACCCCAAAACCCGGAGAGCCAGAGACCAGAACCCCAAAACCUGGAGAGUCGGAGCCCCAAAACCUGGGAACCCCAGAACCCAGAGAGGCAGAGCCUGAAGCCCCAAAACCCAGAGAGCUGGGGCCACAAUCCCAAAAGCCAGAGAGCCGGAGCCUGGAAUCCCAUAAAGCCGGAACACUAAAACCUGGGAACCCCAAAACCCAGAGAGCUGGGGCCAGACCCCAAAAGCCAGAGAGCUGGAGCCCUGAACCCCAAAACCUAGAGACGCAGAGAGCUGGGGCCGGAACCCCAAAACCCAGAGAGCUGGGGCCAGAACCCCAACACCCAGAGAGCCAGAGCCGGAACCCCAAAACCCUGACAGCUGGGGCCAGAACCCCAAAACCUGGAGAGCCGGAGCCCUAAAACCUGGGAACCCCAAAAGCCAGAGAGCCAGAGCCUGGAAUCCCAUAAAACCGGAACCCUGAAACCUGGGAACUGAGAAACCCGGAGAGCCAGAGCCUGGAAUCCCAGAAAGCCAGAACCCAGAAACCUGGGAAUCCUGAAACCUGGGAAUCCUGAAACCUAGGAAUUCUGAAACCUGGGAAUCCUGAAACCUGGGAACUUUGAAUCCUGGGAACUCUGAAUCCUAGGAACCCUGAAACCCGGGAACCCUGAAACCUGGGAAUCCUGAAACCCGGGAACCCUGAAACCCAGGAAUUCUGAAACCCGGGAAUUCUGAAACCUGGGAACUCUGAAUCCUAGGAACCCUGAAACCUGGGAACUGAGAAACCUGGAGAGCCAGAGCCUGGAGUCCCAGAAAACCAGAACCCAGAAACCUAGGAAUCCUGAAACCUGGGAACCCUGAAACCUGGGAACUCUGAAACCUGGGAAUCCUGAAACCCAGGAACUCUGAAACCUGGGAACUCUGAAAGCUGGGAACCUGAAACCUGGGAAUCCUGAAACCCGGCAACCCUGAAACCUGGGAACGCUGAAACCUGGAGAGCCAGAGCCUGGAAUCCUGGAGAUCCAAAGCCCUGAAACCUGGGAACUCUGAAUCCUGGGAACUCUGAAUCCUGGGAACUCUGAAUCCUAGGAACCCUGAAACCCGGGAAUUCUGAAACCUGGGAACCCUGAAACCUGGGAACUCUGAAUCCUAGGAACCCUGAAACCUGGGAACCCUGAAACCUGGGAACUGAGAAACCCGGAGAGCCGGAGCCUGGAAUCCCAGAAAGCCAGAACCCAGAAACCUGGGAAUCCUGAAACCUGGGAACCCUGAAACCUGGGAAUCCUGAAACCUGGGAACUCUGAAUCCUGGGAACUCUGAAUCCUAGGAACCCUGAAACCCGGGAAUUCUGAAACCUGGGAACUCUGAAUCCUAGGAAUCCUGAAACCUGGGAACUGAGAAACCUGGAGAGCCAGAGCCUGGAAUCCCAGAAAGCCAGAACCCAGAAACCUGGGAAUCCUGAAACCUGGGAACCCUGAAACCUGGGAACCCUGAAACCUGGGAACUCUGAAACCUGGGAAUUCUGAAACCCGGGAACUCUGAAACCCCGAGAGCCGGAGCCCCAAAACCCGGGAGCCCCAAAAGCCGGAGCUUGGAGCCCGUCCCGGAGCGCGGGAGCCCCUCCGGCCCCGUGUCCUGCAGGAGGGUCCCUCCCCCCGGAGCAAAC